CCUAAAACGAAAAACAUGAGUUGCGUGCCAUGGAAAGGAGACAAGGCCAAAUCGGAAUCAUUGGAGCUGCCCCAGGCAGCACCCCCACAGAUCUACCAGUUGUCUCCAAAUACCAUGGUGACACCCCACAAGAAGGGCAUGCUGGGAAAUGGGAACUACGAUGUGAACGUCAUCAUGGCAGCCCUUCAAACCAAAGGCUACGAAGCUGUUUGGUGGGACAAGCGCAGGGAUGUCAGUGUCAUUGCUCUCACUAAUGUCAUGGGCUUCAUCAUGAAUCUGCCCUCCAGCCUGUGCUGGGGUCCAUUGAAGUUGCCUCUCAAAAGGCAGCACUGGAUCUGCAUUCGAGAGGUGGGAGGUGCCUACUACAACCUCGACUCCAAACUCAAGAUGCCCGAGUGGAUUGGAGGCGAGAGCGAGCUCAGGAAAUUUCUAAAACAUCAUUUGCGAGGAAAGAACUGUGAACUCCUGCUGGUGGUACCGGAAGAGGUGGAGGCUCAUCAGAGUUGGAGGGCUGACGUGUAA
This is a messenger RNA of Orycteropus afer afer, 522 nucleotides long. RefSeq names its product Josephin domain containing 1 (gene JOSD1). Lineage: Eukaryota; Metazoa; Chordata; Mammalia; Tubulidentata; Orycteropodidae. The record is from RefSeq and is a predicted model, not a curated record. Gene Ontology annotation, biological process: protein deubiquitination. Gene Ontology annotation, molecular function: cysteine-type deubiquitinase activity.